AUGUCUGAUCGUGCCCAGAGCCCCAGCGGCAGCGAUGCCGGCUCUGACUCUCAGGGGUCCAGCUCCUGGGUCGUCAAGACAUUCUCUCGUGUCCCCAGUCCCGGCGCUGUCGGGUCCAGGGCCGGUGCUGGCGCUGAAUUGCAUCAGAGCCAGCCCGGUCCCGCCGUGCAUUAUUAUGGCGGUCUCGAUGGCGAGGCCGAAUCUUUCGUCUCUGACGAAGACGAGGACAGCAUGGUCAAGGGGCGUGGCGGCCCCAAGACCAAGGGUGACAAGAGUCGCUCUGACGACGAGGGCGCUGCCAAGUCCGAUAAUUAG
Parascedosporium putredinis is the source of this 315-nucleotide messenger RNA. The record is from the annotation of a GenBank genome assembly. NCBI's taxonomy places the organism in Eukaryota, Fungi, Ascomycota, Sordariomycetes, Microascales, Microascaceae.